Molecule: messenger RNA, 3012 nt
Organism: Copidosoma floridanum
Lineage: Eukaryota; Metazoa; Arthropoda; Insecta; Hymenoptera; Encyrtidae
Gene: heph
Product: polypyrimidine tract-binding protein 1 heph
Biological process (GO): mRNA processing
Cellular component (GO): nucleus
Molecular function (GO): RNA binding
Source: RefSeq, a predicted model, not a curated record
UCGAGGCCGCCACCCGGGCCGCCGGCGCAGCUGGGGUAGGCGCCACCACGUAUUUUCACUCGUACUCGUUCGUGCCGGCCGCCGGUGUAGGCCCCGGGGGAGCAGUGCAGGCCCUAGCCGCCAGCCACCACCACCACCACCAGCCGGGCACCGCAGCUGCCGCCGCCGCCGCCGCCGCUCUAGCCGCCUCCCUGCAACCGGCCACCUCUGCCCUCCACCACCUCGGCCAUCACCAACAACAACACCACCUACAAACCCACCAACACCACCAACAGCAACAGCAGGUGGCGUUUGCCGGUCAGCUCGCCUUGGCCGCGGCCUCCCAACAACACCACCACCACCACCACCACCACCAGCAACAGCAGGCCUGCAGUUUGGCGUGUAGCUGUGCCUGCAGUUGCACGGCGAGUAUUGUGUCUGCGGCUGCUGCUACUGCUACCCCGUCCCACCACCACCACCAGCAACAGUUGGUCCACCAGUUGGCUUACCACCACCAUCACCACCAGCAGCAGCAGCAUCACCACCGAGCUACGGCAGGGGCCAUUGGGGCUAGUGCCACCACGGCCGCUGUACUGCUCCAGCCGGUCGACCGCGCCAAGGACACCAUGAGGGGCAGCGACGAGCUACUGUCGCAGAGCGGAGGCGCAGUCAAUGGCGCAGCGAUGAGUCCGCAGCCGCACCACAACGCCGAGAACAACAACGAGGCCAAAAAGGCAAAGCUCGACAAGUCCCAGAACGUCAAACCCUCACGAGUUAUCCACAUCAGAAACAUCCCGAAUGACGUGUCCGAGAACGAAGUCGUCCACUUGGGCGUGCCCUUUGGCCGCGUCACCAAUGUGCUCGUCCUCAAGGGCAAGAAUCAGGCAUUCCUGGAAAUGUCAGACGAAAACGUGGCCACCCAGGCGGUGAACUACUACUCGACGAUGCCGGCCCAAUUGCGCGGCAGAUCGGUCUUCGUGCAGUACAGCCACCACAGGGAACUCAAGACCGACCAGGGCCACAACAACUCGGCCGGUAGUCCCACCAACUCCAACGCCAACAUGUCCAACAACUCAAAUAUGCAGUCCUCGGGACAGGGUCAACUCCAAGGAAACGACACUCAAGGAGGACCAAAUACCGUUUUGCGCGUCAUCAUUGAGCACAUGGUCUACCCCAUUUCCCUUGACAUCCUCUACCAGAUUUUCACCCGCUACGGAAAAGUCAUGAAAAUCGUCACCUUCACGAAAAACAACUCAUUCCAGGCCCUCAUCCAGUAUUCCGAUAUGGUUUCCGCACAGUCCGCCAAAUUCAGCUUGGACGGCCAGAAUAUCUACAACUCGUGCUGCACGCUGCGCAUCGACUACAGUAAGAUGCAAAAUUUAAACGUCAAGUACAAUAAUGACAAGUCGCGGGACUACACGAACCCGAACCUGCCGACCGGCGACGCCAACCUCGACGCCGCGUCCCUAGCACUGGGAGGUGAGUUGCUGCCGCAGCUGCUCCUCGGGGUCUCGGGCUCCCAGGCUCGUGCCAGACUGCCCGUAGAGUCCAUUGCAGGCGCACCGAGCGUCUUGGCGGCCUCGCCUUUCGCGACGAUGCACGGCCUUCCGUCACCACUCGCCGGCCCUUACAACGGCGUGCCUCAAGCCGGCGGACUUGCCGGCCUCGGUGGGUUCAACCUCGGCGCUGGUGCCCUUGGCGUACGCGUGCCCGGCAGCCCUCAGCCUUCGUGCGUCCUGCUCAUCAGCAAUCUCAACGAAGAGAUGGUCACGCCUGACGCUCUCUUUACCCUGUUUGGCGUUUAUGGGGAUGUACAACGUGUGAAGAUUUUGUACAACAAGAAGGACUCGGCACUCAUUCAAUUAGCCGAACCACACCAAGCUCACCUGGCCAUGACCCACAUGGACAAGCUCAAGGUGUUUGGCAAGCCGAUCCGAGUGAUGCUGAGUAAGCACCAAAAUGUCCAGCUGCCGCGCGAAGGCCAGCCAGAUGCCGGCUUGACCAAAGACUACACCAACAGCCCCCUGCAUCGUUUCAAGAAGCCAGGCUCGAAGAAUUACCAAAACAUAUACCCCCCGAGCGCCACUCUGCAUUUGUCAAACAUUCCAGCCACGGUAACCGAGGACGAGAUCAAGGAGGCCUUCACGAAGAAUAACUUCACGGUCAAGGCUUUCAAAUUUUUCCCCAAGGACCGAAAGAUGGCCCUCAUCCAGUUGCCCUCUAUGGACGACGCCGUGGCGGCUCUCAUUAAAAUGCACAACUACCAGCUCAGCGAGUCAAACCACUUGCGGGUUUCCUUCUCCAAGAGCAACAUCUAACAAGAGAGGCCGCCAGCUUACGAGCCCCAGCAGUGGUUCCAGCCCUACACCCUCGUCCACUAUUGGUACCCCAGUGCCGUACACGACUGAAAUACAAUGUUUUACACGAAUGAACAAUAUUUACGACCUCAUCUAGCUCGACGCGCAUCGUCGUCGACGUGAUUAUAUACUGGACAGUUUUAAUGAAAAAAAAACAAAAAAUAAUAAUAAUAAUCCGUGAGCAAAGUCCACGCGCGCGCGUCUUGAAUUGUCAAACGAGCGAAGCCAAGGGUCAAACAACGAGAGUUCGAGUGGUUUGACGAUGGAAUGGAAAUAGGAAAGAGUGUGUGGGAAAGCUUCGCAGACGAGGUGUGCUGUCCGCAGUGUGCGUGACCUCGUAGCGGUAUAUUUUUGUGCGUCCGAAAAAGAGGAGGGUGGUGACACGGGGCUGAGAAUUGCGUUUGAUACGGUCUUCGAUGAACGCCGGUAUACACGCGAGCCACGAAUUAAUGGCAGUGAACACAAUACACACACACACACACACACACACACACACACACGCACACACACAGAGACACGGUACACGACACAUGUAUGCAAAAACAGCGUUCCUAGCCGCGAUAAUUUUUCAUUCGAAAGUAACGGGAGACAGCAACAAUGGCCACGCAGCAGUUGUUCGUGUGCUCCCGGAAGACGUUCGCCCGUCGACGUUUUUUUUUCUUUUCUCUUCUUCUUU